This is a messenger RNA of Tupaia belangeri chinensis (Chinese tree shrew), 3709 nucleotides long. It is a transcript of the gene DDX10, whose product is annotated as DEAD-box helicase 10. The transcript is spliced from 18 exons. Lineage: Eukaryota; Metazoa; Chordata; Mammalia; Scandentia; Tupaiidae. Gene Ontology annotation, molecular function: nucleic acid binding; ATP binding; RNA helicase activity. The record is from RefSeq and is a predicted model, not a curated record. Bases 106 to 2907 code for a protein of 933 amino acids.
CGCUUUUUCCCACGCUGGUUCCGUGUCUGCUUAGUGCCGCACCUCCUCCUGGUCUUAGGCGUCUCGUGUCUGGGGGCGAUUCCGGCUAUAGCCACCGCCGCCGCGAUGGGCAAAACUGCCGACUCUCGGGGCCCGGGAGCCCGACCCGACCCGGUGAGGAGCUUCAAUCGCUGGAAAAAAAAACACAGCCAUAGGCAGAACCAAAAGAAGCAGUUGAGGAAACAGCUGAAGAAGCCAGAGUGGCAAGUCGAGCGCGAGAGUAUUAGCCGUCUUAAGCAGAACUACAAGAAAAUAAAUAUAAAUGUAAAUGAAAUUUCAAGAUUUUCUGAUUUCCCCUUGUCAAAAAAAACGUUGAAAGGUUUGCAAGAAGCCCAGUAUCGUUUGGUAACUGAAAUACAGAAGCAGACCAUUGGGUUGGCUUUGCAAGGCAAGGAUGUACUUGGAGCCGCUAAAACUGGAUCUGGCAAGACUUUGGCUUUCCUUGUUCCAGUGCUAGAAGCCUUAUAUCGUCUGCAGUGGACCUCGACAGAUGGGCUGGGGGUUCUGAUAAUAUCACCAACAAGAGAACUGGCCUAUCAGACCUUUGAGGUUCUCCGAAAAAUAGGAAAGAAUCAUGAUUUCUCAGCUGGUCUCAUCAUUGGUGGAAAGGAUCUGAAACACGAAGCUGAGAGAAUCAACAACAUAAAUAUACUUGUUUGCACACUGGGUCGGCUUCUUCAACACAUGGAUGAAACAGUAUGUUUUCAUGCCACCAAUCUCCAAAUGUUAGUUCUUGAUGAAGCAGAUAGAAUCUUGGAUAUGGGCUUUGCUGAUACUAUGAAUGCUAUUAUUGAAAAUCUUCCCAAGAAACGACAAACUUUGCUUUUCUCAGCAACACAAACGAAAUCUGUAAAGGACCUUGCUCGCUUGAGUUUGAAAAACCCUGAGUAUGUCUGGGUUCAUGAAAAAGCAAAAUAUAGCACUCCUGCCACUUUGGAACAGAACUACAUAGUUUGUGAACUGCAGCAAAAAAUAAGUGUGCUGUAUUCCUUUUUGAAAAGCCAUCUGAAGAAGAAGAGUAUUGUAUUUUUCUCAAGUUGUAAAGAGGUUCAGUAUCUGUACCGAGUGUUCUGCCGACUGCGUCCUGGUAUUUCUAUCCUUGCUCUCCAUGGUCGACAGCAGCAGAUGAGAAGGAUGGAAGUCUAUAAUGAAUUUGUCCGCAAGAGAGCUGCAGUACUUUUUGCUACUGAUAUCGCAGCCAGGGGUCUGGAUUUCCCUGCUGUAAACUGGGUUCUUCAGUUUGAUUGUCCAGAGGAUGCCAACACAUAUAUUCAUAGAGCGGGGAGAACUGCCAGGUACAAAGAGGAUGGUGAAGCUUUAUUAAUUUUGCUUCCCUCAGAAGAAAAAGGGAUGGUACAGCAGCUUCUCCAGAAGAAAGUGCCUGUGAAGGAAAUCAAAAUCAAUCCAGAAAAGCUUAUAGAUGUCCAGAAAAAACUGGAAUCCUUUCUAGCCCAAGAUCAAGAUUUAAAAGAAAGAGCUCAAAGGUGUUUUGUCUCCUACAUACGUUCAGUGUAUCUGAUGAAGGAUAAAGAAAUAUUUGAUGUGAACAAGUUACCUAUACCUGAAUAUGCCCUGUCUCUUGGCCUUGCAGUGGCACCACGGAUAAGAUUCCUUCAGAAAAUGCAGAAAGAACCCACCAAAGAAUUAAUAGUGAGCAAAGUCAAUAAAGUAAUUGAACCAAGGGCUCCUUCCCUUACCAAUGAUGAAGUGGAAGAAUUUAGAGCCUAUUUCAGUGAGAAGAUGUCCAUCCUUCAGAAAGGUGGGAAAAAACUAGAAGGGACAGAAUACAGACUGACUAAUGUUAGUGAUGAAGAUCAGGAGGAAGAGGAAGACAGUGAGGAGGAAAUGGAAGAGAAACUGGGAAAAACAAAAGCAUCUCAAACUCAAUCUGUUUCUAAUACUGUUGAGGCCCAGAAGACCAAGGAGAUUCCUAUGCAGUUUAUGGACAGAGAUAAGGAAGAUGAUGAUGAACCUGAUGCUGAUUUCCUUAAGGUCAAGAGGCACAAUGUGUUUGGGUUAGACCUCAAAGAGAAUAAAGCAUUACAGAAGAAAGAAACUUCUAAAUCCAGUGUCAAGAAAAAAGUGACCAAAGUUGCAGAAGCAAAAAAAAUAAUGAAGAGAAAUUUUAAAGUGAAUAAGAAAAUAACUUUCACUGAUGAAGGGGAGGUAAGAUUCUAUAAAUGCUUACUUUCUGAGUUUUAUUCCAAAUAUUACGAGGAGUUUGGCUCUCCCGCUAACUCGCCAUUUAUUACUGAGAGAGUAAAUGUUUCUCUGAAGCACUUGGAAGUUCUUUUCACUGUUAGUAGAGAUUUCAUCGGCCUUGCCACAGUGGACAAGGUUGGUUCAGGGCCACAAAUGCAGAAAUCCAUCAUGAAUGAUACAGAAGAAGAUGAUGACACUGGUGGUAUCAACUUAAAUAAAGCAAAGGAAAGGCUUCAGGAAGAGGACAAAUUUGACAAAGAAGAAUAUAGGAAGAAAAUUAAGGCAAAGCAUCGGGAGAAAAGAUUGAAAGAAAGGGAGGCCAGGAGAAAAGCCAAUAAGAGGCAGUCAAAGACCAAAGAUGAAGAAGAAGCCUUUUUGGAUUGGAGUGAUGAUGAUGAUGGUGGAUUUGAUCCAAGCACACUUCCUGAUCCAGAUAAGUACAAAAGCUCUGAAGAAUCAGCUAGUGAAGAUAUGGAAAAUAAAAUAAGUGAUACCAAGAAGAAGCAGGGAAUGAGGAAAAGAAAUAACAGCGAAGUGGAAGACGUGGGACCAGCAAGUCGUAAUAGAAAGAAGGCCAAGUGGGAAAGCCUAGAGCCUUUGGAUACAGGCCUGUCCUUAGCAGAGGAUGAAGAGCUGGUGUUACAUCUGCUUAAAAGUCAAAGCUAAAUACCUCCUACAUCUACCUUCUCCUUAAAACCUCUGGUUUUGACUGUGUGUGAAAGAAAGAAGAUGAAAGCCAAUUGACUUUGGGGCACUUAGGUACCUUGAGUUCCAUACCCCAAGGACACCUUCUCUGGACAGAAACAGCCAGAUCUCUAAGCCUCUGUCACAGGACUUGUUUUGCACCAUCACAGAGCAUACUCAGAGUGAAGGGAGAUUUACAAUUUCCUGAUCCCAUUUUCUGGCAUGUGCUCUGUUAGGUUUUAUCCUUGGGCUUCUACACUGGUCAUCGGAAAUGCUUUCUUUGUUUUACUGGCAAGUUCUGGAGCUUUUGUUUUCAUCGUUAGAAUUCCUGUCUUGCUUAUUACACAGAAGUUUCUAUGUUACCAUUAAACAAAAUUGUUCAUAAUUUUAAUGUAUUUAAUAUCUCUAAAGAGACCAAAAGCAAUGGACCAGCCCUGGUAAGGAACGAGUAUUUUUGAAUUGAAACGAAUAAUAAACAUAUUUCCUAUAAAAUAAAGAAUUAAUAUUUUCAUUGUGUCCAGUAAUUUAAGAGAACUCUCAAGGGAAGAUUCUUCAGAUUAAAAUGCUUGGCCAAUUCCUAAAACGGUGAAAUGUUCACGUUAACCUUCUGAAAGAUAAGAUCAUUUAACUUGCCCUUACGGAUUGGCUAGUGAUUAUUUAUUAAAAUAUGUAGAAGUCCUGAAUUGAAAUACUUUGUGGCUGAAAUCUGUUCUCUUCUGAGCCUUACAUCGUGGCCCAUGGGUCUCUUGCAAGUGCUUGGGUUGGCAGGUACCACUGAUCUCUA